AUGGCUGAACAACGCAGAGGUCCCGGAAGGCCCAGGACGAGGAAUGUGGAGCCUGAGACUGGACCGGAGAAUGCAGGCGUGCCUUGGGUGCAGAUAAUGCAACAGAUGCAGCAACAGAAUCAAAUGAUGAUGCAAAUGAUGCAAGGCAUGCAAGGGCAACAACCAACCGCUCCUGCUCCUACUCCUCGGGCUGCAGCAGGGCCUGACUUUCGUGCCUUCUUUCGGAUGGAUCCGCCAGAGUUCUUGGGUGGCUUAGAUCCUGUGAUUGCGCAUGAUUGGCUAUAUGCUAUGGAGAUGAUAUUCCAGGCUAUUCAGUGCACAGAAGAAGAGAAGGUGAUCUUUGCUGCUCAGAAAAUGAAGGGGCCAGCAGGAAGAUGGUGGAAUACGGAGUCUACGUAUUUCACUAACCGAGGGAUUCCAAAGGAUUGGCAACAUUUCAAGACAGCUUUCUUGGAGAAGUACUAUCCCAACAGUGUGCGUGCUUUGAAGGAGCGUGAAUUUCAAUCUUUCAAGCAAGGCAACAUGUCGGUGUCUGAAUAUGCUGAGAAGUUUGAGGACAUGGCUGCCUAUUCCAGACAAGCAGCUUACGCACCAGAUGAGUUGUGGAAGAUUGAUCAGUUCCUCAUGGGGCUGAAUGCUGAUAUUGUGCACAGUGUGUCUCAGAGGGAGUUUACCACCUAUGCUGAGUGUUUAAGGCAAUGCUAUGUUGCCGAGAACACAUUGAAGAGGGUCCAAGAUGAAAGAGAGCAGAACAAGCCGAUUCGUAGGGAUCAAGGAAGGUCGGGGCAGCAAUUGAAACCCCGCAAUUCUCCAGCUAUGAAGAAACAGGUCUAUGGAGAUCGCUCUACUCAGCCUCCCCGAUGUGGUAGAUGCAAGGCAAACCACUUUGGGAAUUGCAAGCCAGAUCUUGUGAAAUGUUACAAGUGCAAUCAGUUGGGACAUUUUGCAAGGGAGUGUACAGCCCCAGAUGUUCCAGAAAAGACUAAAGGCCGUGUUUACACCUUGGACGCUAGGAAGACUCAAGGAAACACCAAUCUUGUUGCUGGUACGUGUUAUGUUAAUGAUCAGCCCUUGUUUGUAUUAGUAGAUUGUGGAGCGACACAUUCUUUUAUCUCUUAUCAUUGUGUGCGGAGGCUUGGUUUUGAGACAAGCUUGCUUCCAAAUCCUAUGGUUAUUUCAUCGGCUACUGAUGAUCUAGUAGAAACUCGGGAAAUUUGCAAGGAGUGUUCUAUUACCUUCAAUGGUCGUAGAUUCGUGAUUGAUCUCAUUUGUCUGCCUCUUAAGAAGAUCGAUGUAGUACUCGGUAUGGACUGGUUGUCAGCUAACUCGGUGUACAUCGGUUGUAAAGAGAAGGCUAUCUUCAUUCCUGCUAAGGAGACUACACCAACCGAUGCCAUUGAACAUCUUCUUGAAGGUACAGUUAACAUGAUCAAUUACCUUUUUGCUCAAGAGAAGUCUUUCCUUUUGGUUCUUACGUCGGACUCCAAUGAUAAGAAGAGUGUAUCGGAGAUUCCAGUUGUAUGCGAAUUUUCCGAUGUAUUUCCCGAUGAUGUUACUUCUCUUCCGCCGGAAAGGGAAGUUGAAUUCUCUAUUGAUCUUGUUCCGGGUACCGCUCCAGUUUCUAUUGCCCCUUAUAGGAUGUCUCCUGCAGAGCUAAGGGAAUUGAAGAAUGACAUCUUGAUCUACUCUCGGACUAUUGAAGAGCACAUGGAGCAUUUGAAGAUUGUGUUGUCAGUUCUUAGAGAAAAGCAGUUGUUUGCAAAGUUUAGCAAAUGUGAGUUCUGGAUGUCUGAAGUCAAGUUUCUUGGACAUGUCCUAUCUGGCGGCGGCGUAGCUGUAGACCCUUCAAAGGUAGAAGCAGUGAUAAAUUAG
Vicia villosa (hairy vetch) is the source of this 1872-nucleotide messenger RNA. RefSeq lists its product as uncharacterized. The transcript is spliced from 2 exons. Gene Ontology annotation, molecular function: nucleic acid binding; zinc ion binding. NCBI's taxonomy places the organism in Eukaryota, Viridiplantae, Streptophyta, Magnoliopsida, Fabales, Fabaceae. Bases 1 to 1872 code for a protein of 623 amino acids. The record is from RefSeq and is a predicted model, not a curated record.